This is a messenger RNA of Suncus etruscus (white-toothed pygmy shrew), 1910 nucleotides long. It is a transcript of the gene BTBD1, whose product is annotated as BTB domain containing 1. The transcript is spliced from 8 exons. Gene Ontology annotation, cellular component: cytosol; P-body. The coding region runs from base 1 to 1389 and encodes 462 amino acids. Lineage: Eukaryota; Metazoa; Chordata; Mammalia; Eulipotyphla; Soricidae. Gene Ontology annotation, molecular function: protein binding. Gene Ontology annotation, biological process: neurogenesis. The record is from RefSeq and is a predicted model, not a curated record.
AUGGCCGCUCCGGGUCCGGCGGGCGCGGGCGAGGCGGGCACGGGCGGCGGCGCGGAGGCAGGUGCGGGACCGCCGUACAACUGGCAGGCGACCAAGGCGUCGCUCAAGGAGCGCUUCGCCUUCCUCUUCAACUCGGAGCUGCUGAGCGACGUGCGCUUCGUGCUGGGCAAGGGCCGGGGCGCCUCGGCCGCGGGGGGCCCCCCGCGCGUCCCCGCGCACCGCUUCGUGCUGGCGGCCGGCAGCGCCGUCUUCGACGCCAUGUUCAACGGCGGCAUGGCCACCACCUCGGCCGAGAUCGAGCUGCCCGACGUGGAGCCCGCCGCCUUCCUGGCGCUGCUCAGGUUCCUCUACUCAGAUGAAGUCCAGAUUGGUCCUGAGACAGUCAUGACCACCCUCUACACGGCCAAGAAGUAUGCGGUCCCAGCCCUCGAGGCGCACUGCGUGGAGUUCCUCACCAAGCACCUGCGGGCGGACAAUGCCUUCAUGCUGCUGACUCAGGCUCGGCUCUUUGAUGAGCCCCAGCUGGCCAGCCUUUGCCUGGACACCAUAGACAAGAGCACGGUGGACGCCAUCAGUGCCGAGGGCUUUACAGACAUCGACAGAGACACGCUUUGUGCAGUUCUAGAGAGAGACACUCUCAGCAUCCGGGAAAGUCGUCUGUUUGGGGCUGUAGUCCGGUGGGCAGAGGCUGAGUGCCAGCGCCAGCAGCUGCCAAUGACAUUCGCAAACAAGCAGAAGGUUCUGGGCAAGGCACUGUCCUUGAUCCGCUUCCCAUUGAUGACCAUCGAGGAGUUUGCGGCAGGCCCCGCACAGUCCGGCAUCUUGUCAGACCGGGAGGUGGUCAGCCUCUUUCUGCACUUUACUGUCAAUCCCAAGCCACGUGUGGACUACAUCGACCGGCCACGAUGCUGCCUGCGCGGGAAGGAGUGUUGCAUCAACCGCUUCCAGCAGGUGGAGAGCCGCUGGGGCUACAGUGGGACCAGUGACCGCAUCAGGUUCACAGUUAAUAGGAGAAUCUCUAUAGUCGGCUUUGGCUUAUAUGGGUCUAUCCACGGUCCCACGGAUUACCAAGUAAACAUACAGAUCAUUGAGUAUGAGAAAAAGCAGACCCUGGGGCAGAAUGAUACAGGAUUUAGUUGCGAUGGAACCGCCAACACUUUCCGGGUCAUGUUCAAAGAACCCAUAGAAAUCCUGCCCAAUGCCUGCUACACAGCCUGCGCCACCCUCAAAGGCCCAGAUUCUCACUAUGGCACCAAAGGGCUGAAGAAAGUGGCACACGAGACCCCGGCAGCCGGCAAGACUAUGUUUUUCUUUUUCAGCUCCCCAGGCAACAACAAUGGCACUUCUAUAGAGGAUGGACAGAUCCCAGAGAUAAUCUUUUAUACCUAAGUUAGCAUUAGAGCCCAGUCUAGCUAUAUAUCAGCCAGAGGCUGAUCUCAAAGGCAUAAAAAACUGGCCACAAAAAAAAAAUAGUCUUGAGUGUGGUGAAUAUUUAUGAUUGUACCAUAAGAAACACUCUCGUUUCUUUAAAGCGAUGGAAAAUGGUGAUGUAAGUCUGUGGUUUGAAGGCAGAUUCCUCAUUCUCCGGUGACCUUGGGAGGAAGAGCCCUGUUUGUUUGCAAACGGAGGCAGCACCGCUAAUUCCUGUUUUCAUCUGGAGUCGUUCUCAAGCAGUUGCCUUUCGAUCCUGCGACAGUUAUGUAAUGAAAAGAUUCUUACUAGCCCUGGUCAGGGUUUGUUUUUUUUAACUGUUUGGAAGGUUGGAUGACCUGGACAUUGAAGCUUAACUAUUUUUAGAGUCUGUGAGAGGAGACAGGGCCAUUUUCCUAUAGAAUUCCUCAUCACACACAUUUCGAAAAGUAAGCAAAGUCACUUUGUAAUCAAGAGUUUUAAAAUAGCUGACUGUUGGG